CAACACGCCCUACCACAAAGGAUCGCUUGGAGCUGAAGACCAGUUGGAACGGAGGGCUACACUGCUAGUGUGCACUGGGGUAUGACCUCUGCUGACCUUGACAGCAUGGAACUUCUGGACCUCUUGUUUGACCAGCAGGACGGUGUCCUUCGCAAUGUGGAGUUUGGACCCUCCGUGGCAAAUUGGCUGGAACCGGAAGACAGUCACUUGCUCAGUACCAAAGAGAACGAGGAUUUCAUCAGCUCCAUCCUGGGUUCUUCAGAUGCUGUCCUUGACUCCCCAGCCUGGUCUCCGGCUGCCAGUGACAGUGGAAUAUCCGAGGACCGAAAUUCUGACCAGCUGGACAGCCCUCCGCACUAUGUGCCGACGGGCAGCCCGGAAGCCUACUCAGACGGUGGCUCACACAGCGAUCUGGCUUAUCCCCCGUGCCAGGACUCCUGCCAAGCCAUGCCUGUUUUGAAGGCACCCGCUGCCGAACUGAGGGAGGCCGAGGUGGCUAUAGACUUCCAUAUGUGGGAUUCAGAAUUUUACUCUGAGGAGGGGCAACAGUUAGCCACCAGCCAUGUGGCUUCACCCUCCUGCACUCUGACAAUAAAGGACCUUCUUCUGUCUAACAACAGUGAGAUGCAGCAGCAGGCCAUGAACCCAUCCCUGGCCCGGCAAGGUCCUGCGACUUGCCAGGAGCUGAUCCUGACAGAGGAUGAGAAGAAGCUGCUGGCCAAGGAAGGGGUGGCAUUGCCCACCCAACUGCCCCUCACCAAGUAUGAGGAAAGGAUGCUGAAGAAGAUCCGCAGGAAGAUCCGCAACAAGCAAUCCGCACAGGAAAGUCGGAAGAAGAAGAAGGAAUAUAUCGAUGGGCUGGAGAGCCGGAUGUCUGCCUGCACAGCCCAGAACCAAGAGUUGCAAAGGAAAGUGGUUCACCUGGAGAAGCAGAACUUGUCGCUCCUGCAGCAGCUGAAGAAGCUUCAGGCCUUGGUGUUGCAGUCCAGCAGCAAGGCAGCACAAACUGGCACGUGUGUUGCGGUCCUGCUGCUCUCCUUUGCACUGAUCAUCUUCCCUACCAUCAGCCCUUUUGCCCACGACAAAGCGAAGAUGGAAAGUGACUUUGCACCUGUGAGGGUUUUUUCCAGGUCCUUGCACAAUGAUGCUUCGUCCAGGAUUGCCUAUUCCCUGGCGAGGGAUGCAAAACCCAGGGCUGAGGAAGCAGAGAAGCCCCUGUGGGCUGAAUACGCCCAUGAGGGGCACGGCGAGCAGGACGAAAUGCACGGCAAGCCCACCUCCAGCCACAUCUUCCCAGGCCUACGCAAGGGGGGAGAGGCCCUCCUGAGCAAUGCCACAGGGGCCUUCCUGGAGGGCGGGGGCCCACUCGCGGAGGGACCUGGAGGCAGCGACCGUGUUGCUGGGCAUGGCUUGGGGUCGGUGGCGUGGACAGAGCCUGCGCAGCCCCGCAAGUUGGCCCUGGAGCAGGCCGAAGAGCUGUGACCCCCCCCCCCCCCCGGCUGCCUCUCCACAUGGUAUACUGAGAACUUAAUUGGGGCAGUGCUCUGGAUGCCCGGAAGGGCAGGCAGACCGACCAACUGCUGUCCUGCGGAGCAAGGAGGCAGGAUACGGAUUUGGCUGGAGCACGAAGCCCAUACGAGAAGGCAUGAAGAGUGCCCUUUCCCCCCUACCUCCGUCAGUGGACUGCCUCAAAAAGAACAGGUGGCCAGAUUUGUGUCGCUGGGCUAUUUCUCAUCUCACCUUUGGUUUUUAAGUAAAAGGGAAUUCUCCCACUGUGCCCUCCCCUCCAGUGAUGUCACAAGGGCAUUGGAAACAAGGUGCCAGCAGUUUAGUACUAGGCAUGGGGAGUGGGGGUGGGAAGCAUGCCCUCUGACCCUCAGAAAUCUAACUGGGGGGCUUUGAAAUUCCAUCAGGCAUUGCUCUCAUAUUCAAACAUAUUGUUGCAGCAAUGAGAGCUAGAAACUUUAAAAAAAUAAAACCCAAAUUUUGAAAUCAUGGCAAGGACACAUCCUUGGCUACACUCCUCUUAUUGCAGAGUAAGAGUUGAAAAGGUGCCAAAGGGUCAUGCAUUCCAACAUUUGUCAGCUUUGCUUCAUGUUUUAUACAAUGAGCCUGAUCUCAUGCAGCCCCUGCCCCCACUCCACAGGACCCACAAUAGAAUCAUAUAAUUAGAGUUGGAAGGGGCCAAGAAGGGCAUUAGAUCCAACCUCUACUAUUGUAGGACACCAGUUCGCACCAUCCCACUCAGAUGGCUGUCUGGUUUCUUCUUGAAUGUCUCCAGGGUGGGAAAGCUCACAAACUCUCUGGGCAACUGGUUCCAGUGCUACAUUGCUCUGAUCCUGAGGAAGCUUUUCUGAUAUCCUGUAUCUCGGUUGUUGCAAUUUGACUUAUUCCGUGUCCUACACUCUGGCA
This is a messenger RNA of Varanus komodoensis (Komodo dragon), 2412 nucleotides long. RefSeq names its product cAMP responsive element binding protein 3 like 3 (gene CREB3L3). Gene Ontology annotation, biological process: regulation of transcription by RNA polymerase II. The record is from RefSeq and is a predicted model, not a curated record. The transcript is spliced from 10 exons. Gene Ontology annotation, molecular function: DNA-binding transcription factor activity, RNA polymerase II-specific; RNA polymerase II cis-regulatory region sequence-specific DNA binding. Lineage: Eukaryota; Metazoa; Chordata; Lepidosauria; Squamata; Varanidae. Gene Ontology annotation, cellular component: nucleus. The coding region runs from base 82 to 1482 and encodes 466 amino acids.